Molecule: messenger RNA, 927 nt
Organism: Dama dama (fallow deer)
Lineage: Eukaryota; Metazoa; Chordata; Mammalia; Artiodactyla; Cervidae
Product: sulfotransferase 2A1-like
Exons: 6
Coding region: 1-858 (285 amino acids)
Biological process (GO): sulfation
Cellular component (GO): cytoplasm
Molecular function (GO): sulfotransferase activity
Source: RefSeq, a predicted model, not a curated record
AUGACAGGAAAGUUUAUAUGGUUUGAAGGGAUACCCUUCCCAAGCCUGGAUUACUCAACCGAACUCCUGAGAGAGGUGCAGGAGAGUUUUCUUAUUAAAGAUGAAGAUGUCUUACUGCUGACUUUCCCCAAAUCAGGAACAAACUGGUUGAUUGAAACUGUCUGCCUGAUUUACUCCAAGGGGGAUCCCAAGUGGAUCCAAUCUGAGCCCAUUUGGGACCGCUCCCCCUGGGUAGAGAAUAAGUAUGGGUAUGAAUUACUAAAGGAGAAGGAAGGCCCACGUCUCAUCAGUUCUCACCUCCCCAUCCAACUCUUCCCCAAGUCUUUCUUCAAAUCCAAGGCCAAGAUGAUCUACCUCAUCAGAAAUCCGAGAGAUGUUUUUGUGUCUGGUUAUUUUUUCUGGAGGAGUGCAAAAUUUGUUGAGAAACCAGAAUCACUGGAAGAAUAUUUUGAAUGGUUCAUCCAAGGAAAUAUGCCAUUUGGAUCAUGGUUCGACCACACUCGGGGCUGGAUGUCCAUGAGAGACAAAGAGAACUUCCUGAUACUGAGUUAUGAAGAGAUGAAAUGGGACACGAGGAGCACUGUGGAGAAGAUCUGCCAAUUCCUGGGCAAGAAACUAGAACCAGAAGAACUGAACUCAGUCCUCAAAAACAGUUCUUUCCAGGCCAUGAAAGAAAACAAUAUGUCCAAUUACUCCCUUGUGAAGGGUUUGCAUUUAGAGGAAAAUGCACAUCUUUUGAGAAAAGGCGUGACUGGGGACUGGAAAAAUCACUUCACGGUGGCCCAAGCUGAAAUUUUUGAUAAACUAUUCCAGGAGAAGAUGGCAGACCUUCCACAAGAACUGUUCCCAUGGGAAUAAUGUUCUAAAUCUUCCAGAUCUUAUAUGGAUAUUGAUAUUUGUUCUCCUGCCCUUAUACAUGUGAGUGAC